Molecule: messenger RNA, 7617 nt
Organism: Monomorium pharaonis (pharaoh ant)
Lineage: Eukaryota; Metazoa; Arthropoda; Insecta; Hymenoptera; Formicidae
Gene: br
Product: broad-complex core protein
Exons: 7
Coding region: 616-1893 (425 amino acids)
Biological process (GO): regulation of transcription by RNA polymerase II
Cellular component (GO): nucleus
Molecular function (GO): protein binding
Source: RefSeq, a predicted model, not a curated record
ACGUUCAUCGCGCUCCGGACGUCCACCCGUGCCGUCGAUCGUUAUCGUUUCGUCUCGCGGUCACAUUUCAUAUUUCGCGGUCGAAACACGGCGGGCGGAAGAGAACGAGACGGAGGGAGAGAGAAAGAGGGGGAGAGAGAGAGAGGGAGAGAGAGAAAGGAUCCCUCGUUGUCGCUCGCUUUCGGUCAUUCGAGUCUCGCGUGUUCUUCUUCCUGCGAGAGUACUAAGAUUUUCGAACGGUGCGCUCCUCCUCCAGGGAACCGAGGCAGCCGGAUGAGAUUUCGCUUUUCGACGAUCGCGGCAACGUGUGCAUUUACGAGUGCGGACAAACGGCGAUAACGAGGGCACCGCCGGUCGGGAUUCAGUCAAUUGGUACCGCGCGUCGUCGUCGUCGUCGUCGUCGGUGAACGAUGAUAUUUAACUGCGAGCCGCGUGCCACACAGUGACAGCCGCGUUGGAGGAAAGGGAAGACCGGAAGGCCGUCAGACCGCAGACGUCGUACCAGAAGUCGGAGGAUGGUGGUGGUUUGAAAUCGGCGAGACGACACCGGGAAGGCGACGCACGUGAGAGCGACUCUCUGACAGACCCCCCCACACAAGGUGAAUAGACACAACGAUGGUAGAUACACAACAUUUUUGCCUGCGAUGGAACAAUUACCAGAGCAGCAUAACCUCGGCGUUUGAAAACCUCCGGGACGAUGAGGACUUCGUGGACGUGACGCUGGCCUGCGACGGCAAGAGCCUGAAAGCGCAUCGCGUCGUACUCUCCGCCUGUAGCCCGUACUUCAGAGAAUUGCUCAAGAGCACGCCGUGCAAGCACCCAGUGAUAGUGCUGCAGGAUGUAGCGUUCAGCGACUUGCAUGCCUUAGUGGAGUUUAUUUAUCACGGCGAGGUGAACGUGCAUCAGCGUUCGCUCAGUAGUUUUCUGAAGACGGCGGAGGUCCUCAGGGUAUCGGGCCUCACGCAACAAGCCGACCAGACCGACCGAGAUGAGCUGUCGCAUGUCCGCGCGUUGGCGGCCGGCGGCAAUCACCUGCCGUUCCACGACAAGUCGGAGGAGAGCUUUCCCCGCGGCGGCGGUUCGCCUACGCCCGUGACCCCGACGCCGACCACGGUGCAGCAACUGCUGCGCCGUGCCCAGAUACGUCGUAACGAGAGACGUACCCCGGACCCGCACGACGAGUCGGCGAAGAGACCGCGGGUGCCGUCGCCGCCGCUCAACAACAACGACGCUACGCCCACGGACUUCUCGAUGGUCAAGAACAACCACCUGUCGACGAAGGUGGAGGGCAACGGGGUGCACGACGAGAACAGCCUCGUCGAGGACAAUAUAAAGUGCGAGCCGUUGGAGCUGACCGGCGGCAACGGCGGCGGCAACGCCGGCAACAACGAGGACUCGUCGGACUCCGGGGCCGCGGCCUCGGACCGGCCGCCCGCGUCCGCGAGCAGCAACGAGCACGAGCCGGAGCCGGAGCACACGUCCGCGCAGAACUUCCUGCCCGAGAGCAAGCUCUUCACCUCGACGCCCGGCAGCUUCAACUUCAGUAUGGCGGCGCUCACCACCGAUCACACGCCGUUGUCAGUGAAAUUUCCAGGGUUGGGCCACGGCUUGCAGACACCGGACCUAGCGGGCACUUCGCAAGGUCCGCCCUCGGCGAUCCUCGCGAUGCGACUGUCGCACCCGUUACACGGUAGCCUGCUGCCACCGGGAAUCUGCUACACGUGCGACGUGUGCGGCAAGACUCUCUCCACGAAGCUCACCCUGAAACGGCACAAAGAGCAGCAGCACUUUCAGCCCUUGAACAGCGCGGUCUGCGGGCUGUGCCACAAGGUGUUCAGGACGCUCAAUAGCCUGAACAAUCACAAGAGCAUCUACCACCGUAGGCAGAAAUAGAAGUGAUUGCGUACGCGCGUGUCUUACGUGCCAAGAGACAUCACGAAACGAGCUUAAUAGACGCUAAAGAAAAAAAAAAGAAGAAAAAAACAAGGUCCCGCGCUGUUCGCGAUGGCCGGCCGUGCGAUCGACCGGGUCGCCGACAGCGCGGCCAGGGAGAAUCGUGCCGUUCUCUUUUCCGAUUUCUUGUUGUUUAGCCAAAAAGAAAGAGGGGGGAAAAAAUAACAAAACAAGAAAAGGGUAACAACAUCGAGUGUUCGGAAAGACGAGCGAUUUUUUCAGCCCGUUACUCGAUUCAUCGAUCCACAAAUCAUUACCGCGCGUAUUUAACACUGGACCGCAUACGGCCGUCUUGAUUUUGCUUGUUUAGUCUAUCGAAAUGCGUGAUCCUUUGAGAAUGUGUUACGUUGUUGUUUGUCGCCCAUGGUUUCGUAUUGAUGUAUUUUUCGCCGUGACAUUUUCUCGGCUGCGACGGCAUCGGAAUGUCGGAACCGAGAGAGCUACCGAGGGAGGGGGGGGGGGUGCAUAAUCGUCAAAAUAAUUCGUGGCGAUUUGCCAAUUCAAAGGAGGGUGGAGGGAAUUGAUACGAAGACCACGUGCGAAAAGUCGAUGCGAGAUGGGAAUCAGACGCGGAUACUUUUAGCGAUAGAAAUACGGCGAAAAAUUGAUACGAACCUCUUUGACGGACCGUCGACGUUUUGUACGAGUUGUCUCGAAACGCAAUUGUUACGUUAUUAUAUCGCUAGUACGGGAUUGUACAUCGGUACACAUAAUGGGUUUGACAUUUGGGACCAUGGGACACGUGGGAUCUGUGAAUUCUUUUAGCCACUCGAUCAUUCGCGGAAGAUGCGAUUAUCGGAAAACAACUCGGUCAUUCUUCUCGGUGACAAUAGGGGCUGCGUCGAAUGUCGCCAUUGUGUUCACGAUGUUUGUGCGCGUAUCCUUAAAAAAUCUUUCUCGUGUGUCUCACAGCCGCUCGGCAACAAUUUUUAUAAAAGGUAGGAAAAAAAGCACACGUCGGUUCGCGCGAGAAAUUAAUGCUUCCACAGAUGCGAGUGUACGUGGUAUAAUAUCGUUAUCAUUAUGCGCGAAACUGGAAAUCGAUAGGGGACUCUGGAUAUCGCGCCGUUAUUUUAUAUAUAUAUUGUAUAUACAUAUUCCCACUUUUUUAUUCCGUAAUUGGAUAUUAUGACGAGACGGUGAUAUUAACGUUGAUGUUCGCGCUCCCGAACUUUCGAGGAAGUUUUUAGGAUCUAAUUAGUUGACAAAGUUGUGAUGAAAAAGAAUGAGACUGAACGCGGGAGUGCAAUUGAGAUGAUUGAUAGGGUUGAGUUGCUUUCGAGUUGCUUCUAAUCGACGCGUAAUCCUCGAGGCGUGUGUUGUUAGCAAAUCGUUUAUUCUUCACUUUAUCGCACGUAAUUCACAGAAGCGGAUUACUUAGAUUUUGUACGUAAGAUUCGCGCACACAUCCACACAUGCACCCCCUCCCCAUACACACAUACACACACACACACACACACAUACACUGGCGUUUAUGGUUUACGGGACCCAGUGCCAAUGAAUUAAAAUAGAAGAAAAAAUAAUCUUAAUUAUAAUUAUUUGUACUUAUUUUUUUAGCGUACGCUUCUCAUAUGUUUCUUUUCUCUUUUCUUUUUUGUUAGUACCGUAGGAAUAUACAAAUGAUCGGUCGCACGGACGGGUCGCACAAUAGACUGGAUACAUGCGAACGCUGAUUUCGCGGAUUCACGCCGGUGUAUAAAAUCUCGUCGAGUGCAAUUUCCGACGCUAUAGAUGGCAGCGAUUAUCGCGAUUCGCGUCAAUUGUCGUGAUUUCUUUCGUGAAUGAAAACACAACAGGUCGUUCGGUAUAACAUAAAGAUUAGCCGCGAUUGUAGCUGCCUCGGUCUUGGAAUUAUUAGUGUGGGAUUUAAUUAUGCACGCACUUCGGCUAAAGGUACGGCAUUGUUUCGCGAUUACGGGGCGAGGUGAAUCGUUGUCGAAACCAUGUCAAGAGCGCUUAUUGGCUAUGAAACGCGAAUUAAUUUAAGCUUUAUUAGUUAGAUCGAUAAACGCGAGAAUGGGAUAUACUAUUUGAGGAAGGCUCUUCGUGCCAGAGACACGAUCGCCCGGCUAAGUAGUAGGUAGGAGCGUCUAAAAAUAAAUUUUGAUAAGACUGCAAGAGAGCGAGCCCCGAGAUAGGUGCGGCAUUCGCGAGAGUUUAAUUGUUUUGAUAUUAAAUAUUACUCGAUUUACAUGGUUCCGAUGGUUUAAGGAGAACGCGAUAUGAUUUCUUUAGAUGCGGAGGAGGGUAAUCGGAUUUUUUAAGGUCAGAAAUAUUCUUAUAUCGUCGCUUGAAUCGGGAAAAGUGAGAUGCAAUGGUUUAAUAUAUAUAUAUGUAUAAAAAUACAGACACAUAUACACAUAUAUUUUACCCUAAUAUAUUCAUUCCAUAUUAAAUGCUUUAGCGGGCUAUCCUAUAUAGACUUACAUUCGUUUUUACGAUACCUAACGAAUUUUACAUAAAGUACCUUACUUUGUUAUUACUAUUAAUUAUUAUUAUUAUUAUUAUUCAUAUUGUAUAUUGCAAUUAUUAUCAUUACUAUACCGAUUAUUAGUAUUGCUGUUAAUAUUGUUAUUAAUAUUAUUAUUGGUAUUACUACUAUUAUUCAUGCUCUUAUUUUGUUACGGCUGUUUCCGUUUUGCGACAUACUUGAUGAAAGCUCCGCUUUACAAUAUAUUUCAUAGACACACGCGCAGAUUACUCGACUUUCGUGGUAUCCGGCCGAAAAAUCAUCUCACUCUAUACAUUCCUUCUCGUCCAUUUUGCGUUUUACGGCACUUUGGAGCGCCGUCCUUCGUCGGUCGAAUAUCUCGAAUAGUCGCGACGCGUUUUCUUUCCCUUUUUUUUUAAAUUCUAACGGUAAUGUGACUUUGUCAAUUGUCCGAGAGCAAGUGGACGGGAAGAAUACGCGCGCUGUUAAUACCAAAAUAAUACAAGGGUUUAGAAAACGUCUGGAACUUUGCGAAAUUCCGGAUGUCUUUUUGACGCUUGUGUUAUCUAUGGAACCGAUGGAUCGCAUUCUAAGUGACUCACAAAUAGGAAGCCGUAUACAUGCGCACACCACAUCACAACCGUGAACGCUAUAUUUUAAUAGUAACUUUGAUGAUUCACGCUUGAUGGAAGAAAAAGCCUAUAUGACGACUGGGACAUCACAUUACACCGUUUUUGUGCCACGCGGAACAGCUAUAUCGCUGAUAGACAGGCUAGCAGGCAAGAGCUGACGAAUGCACGCGCGCAUCGGCCUAAAGCACGAUCGUUGUGUGGUUAGGUAACGAGAGAUACUCAUCUAUUUUUCUUGAGGACGUGGAGUGUAGAGUGUGCGGAAUGCGCGAAGUUGGGACACGAUGAGAGAUGGUCGAGAGCACAAUUGCGAGCGAAUGUGAGUCCACCAUGAUGCUGACGUGCGAGACUAGGUGCGCGAGACGCGAUCGGCGCGAUUACCGAUCGACGCGGUAAGUUAUUUGGCACUUUGGCGAAAUUGUGCGCGCGACGAGAUUGAUGCUACGUUAAAAUAUGUCGGGGUGUUUCGCGACGGUCGUUGAAAUGGGUCGAGUUGCAUUUUUAAGACUGGACUUUCUUGAACCCGGUGUUACAGUUUAAAGCGAAGUUGACUUACUACAGCGAGGCGUGAAAGGACUGGCGUCCCGUGUUAUUUCCGUUAAUGAAAUAGGUUUCCUAGUACGCAUUCAAAAUACAGACGGGAGUCGGGUAGGGCUGAAUAUCGAUAGUAGCCGAACCACGUUAGCUGCGGAGUGUAUCAAACGUGUGACUCACGCGUGGAGGAUGUCAGCGAAAACUAUAAUAAAAUUAGAUCGCGAUUACAGGAAGCGACCGGAGAGCGAGACUGCAUUAAGGCUGAACGAUCGCGAUAGGAGGCGAAGGGCCUGUGCGACAGCGUAAAUCGAGAUGCGGCCGAGGCUGCAGGAAUCGCAAUAAGACUCGCCGUACGACUGAACCGUAGGGUCCAAUUUGCGCGAUCAGGUCGAAAACGGGCCUUAUUUCCCACAUAGAACGUUACGUCCAUUAGACGCCCAUUGGACCUCCACAGCUGCACGGGACGCAUCUAAUGGAAGUCCAGUGAACGUGUGCAAUGCAGCAUUAUAUAUAUUUCUAGUGAAAGUUCAAUGUACGUCUAAUGGGAGUUCUGAAUAUUCACGAUAGACGUCUAACGGAUGUCUAUUAGAGGUUUUUCUUCUACGAUGGGUUGCGUUUCCUGUCCGCAGUAACACGAGCGCAUUUUAGCUGCUACUUAGUAAACACUUUCUUACUUUGUGCCGUGUUUCUUUUCUACCGAGGUCGAUUGGAUGGAACAAUCGCAGUUUCCUCUAUUGCCGCGUCGAUUUGUGCCCCGCAGACCUUUCGCGCCCUCUCGCCGAACGAACGACGAAUCGUGUAACUCGACAGUGGAUCGACCGGAAAAUAAUAACGCGCGGCGCGUGCAAACGAGUACGCGCUCGUGCAUAUAUAUUAUAUAUUUUUUUUUCUGAAAGUGUGCACAAAUAUCCGAAUGUAUCCGCGCGAAUUCGACUCGGGUGACGAACCGACGUUCACGGCGAUAUGUGACACGAACUCGUAUAUCGGUGCGUUUCACACUUCGACUCGUAUAGGCAAUCUUUGACGCAGGUGUACAUGCACGUUGAAUGCAUUUAUAGAUAGGCUAUGAUAUAAUUUAUGUUAAACUAUGUUUUAUGAAAUGCAUCUCGUUGCGCCGCACGUAUUUUCCGCCUCUCGCAUUAUAAUCCGGAUUAAUAAGUAUAUAUCUUUGGGGGCGCAUUCAAAUUGAAUGUACUUUGGGAUCGAUUAGUCAAUUGUUAUAAUACAUGGUAUGAAAUGUCGAUGCACGCGCAUCGUAGGAAGCGUCGACUUGUCGACUUUCCACGAGUCAGAUAAACGGACAAACGAAAAUUAUGGAUUGUAUUGUGUAUUAUAAGUAUAUUAAAUCAAUUGUGAGUCUUUCACAUUAACGACGGUUUGCGCGAAAGGAGACUAGAUUUUUUUAUACUCGGGGCAAUAAAUCCUGUACAUAUAUCGCGAGAACUUAAAAAAAAUAAAUAAAAAAUAAAACGUCAAGGGACCGUCUUGCUGCCGGUACAUUUCGACGGGCAUGCGAAAUUACGUGCGACGCGGAAUGCAUUAGCGCAGGUAAUUUGAAUAAGGAGAGAAGAUUACGUUGAGAGGUGAAACAAAGGCAAAAAGAUUGUUAAAUCGAGGGAACGGAGAGGAUGAGGAAGAAGAACGAAGCUUUAAAUUAAUGAGAAUAACGAACACAAGUUUUAUAGUGGUCAGGACAAGAAAAAGGACUGAUAUUGAUAAUAUUUAAAUUAGUAGAGUUAUUUGAAGAAAACGAAUUGACUACUGUAAAAAAAUGGCCAAAUAUAAUUGCGAAUAUAUAUCUAUAUAUAAAUAUAUAUAAAUAUAUAUAUACACAUGUAUAUUUAUAUGCGGGUGUGUGACGUGCCUGUGUAUGUUCGUGCAUUAUUUCACGCGUACGGAUGUUACGCACGUACACAUGUACGUGCACGCACACACAUGUAGAUAUAUCUGUCCUCCGAUCAGCGGUCGGUGCGAUAUUAUGCGAAUAAUAAAUUAUUAAUGAAAUUAAUGUAAAUUUUGACUGAAUAUUUAACUACAAUUUAUAUAUUAAUAGAGAUUUAUUUGAGCGUC